AUGGGAGGUUUCCAGGGCCUACAAUCUAUGCUAGAGAAGGAGACAGAGUUAUCGUCAAUGUCACAAACCAUGCAAAAUAUAACAUGUCCAUUCAUUGAUACAUUUGCAAUGGAGGUUGAAUCAGGGAAGACAUACCUGCUAAGAAUCAUCAAUGCUGCCCUUAAUGAUGACCUUUUCUUUGCGAUUUCGGGUCAUAACAUGAUGUUAGUCGAGGUUGAUGCGAUCGCACCGGGGCAAACGACCAACGUUCUCGUACGAGCCAAAUGUUUGGCCGGCAGAUAUUUCAUGGCUGCUAGGCCUUUCAUGGAUGCACCACUUCCAGCUGACAACAAAACAGCAACAGCAAUACUCCAAUACAAAGGAAUUCCCAACAUUGUUCUUCCUACACGUCCCCAAUUACCGGCUUCCAACGACACCGAUUUCGCUUUGAGCUACAACAAAAAGCUAAGGAGCUUAAACUCAGCUAAGUUCCCUGCAAUUGUGCCCCUUAAGGUUGAUAGAAAACUCUUCUACACAGUCGGUUUCGGUAAAGAUCUGUGCACGACAUGCGUAAAAGGAACGAGACUAUUAGCUUCAUUGAAUAAUAUCUCCUUCGUGAUGCCCAAAAUCGGACUUCUCCAAGCUCAUUACUUCAAUACGAAAAGGGUUUUUAGGACAGAUUUCCCAGACAAACCUCCAAAGCCAUUCAACUACACAGGUGCACCCCUUACUGCCGACCUUGGCACUGCACAUAUGGGACAAGGCUAA
Messenger RNA from Gossypium arboreum, 747 nucleotides. Its product is annotated as laccase-11-like. Gene Ontology annotation, molecular function: oxidoreductase activity. The coding region runs from base 1 to 747 and encodes 248 amino acids. NCBI's taxonomy places the organism in Eukaryota, Viridiplantae, Streptophyta, Magnoliopsida, Malvales, Malvaceae. The record is from RefSeq and is a predicted model, not a curated record. The transcript is spliced from 3 exons.